UUAAAAGCCAACCAGGAGCCUCGGUUCCAGCAGUGGAGCGAGAAAAGACCAGGAGGUAAAGUACAGACUGACCUGAGCUGCUGAUAUUCUUCUGCUGACUGCAACCAAGUUCUCCCACUAUGAAGGUGGCCAUUGUKUUCGUCCUGCUCUUCGCCACAGUUCUCUGCCGACCGGCGAGAAAACCUAACAGUGAAAGCUCCGACAGCUCUGAGGAGGUGGUGAGAAGACCAGCGCGCCCGGUCAUCAGAAAACAGCAAAAUGUUCUUUCUAAGCCACGAUUGGCUCCAGUUCAGAAAGUCGUAGCUCCAGCUCAGUCUGCAUCAGAUGAGAGUGAAGAUGCUUCAGAUGAAACUCAGGAGGCGGCGGCUGAGCUCCCAGUGCAGGUCAAAGCUGGUGGCGCACAAGCAGAGACCACUCCUGCCACCAGUGAGGACAGCGACGACAGCGACGAUGACCAUGAUGACGACAAAGAGGAGAGUGACACAGAUGAGGAGGAAUCUGACUCAGACUCAGAGUCUGGAGAGUCGUCCACCCCGGUGCCCGUCACCGUCACCCCAACGCCCGGCGUCGUCGAGCCGGAGACCACGCAGGAAACCAUCGAGCCGACCGUCGUCACCGACCCCGACGCUGGUCGCGGGGACAGUUUGGGAGGAUACAUCGACGACAAUAAGUCCAUCCUCUAUGUGGAGGAGAAGUCCUACCAGAAGGGCCCCAACCCCUACAAAUCCUACGAGAUCGUUGGCAAGAAGGUGGCCUAYGACAUGACUAAUGGCAACGAGGUGGAGAAGUUCCCAAAGCUUUACAAGGCGCUGCAGAUCCACUCUGACAUCAUGGAAGAAGACACCAGCACCCCAGAGGUGGAGACCCAGGGCCUGGACGCCUCUUCUGGACUCUCCCAGGACCAGGACGCCAGCGCCCGGCAGGCCGCCGUUCCCGCCGAGGACGACAGCGCCAGCAGCGGGGCGUCCACCGCCAACGACAGCGAAAGCAGCAGCACUCCAGAGGAAGAGGAGGAGGAGGAAGGUGCCAGCUCCCCUAGUGACAGCGCCAGCGCCGAAUCCGAGGACGCCCAGAGCAGCGAGGAGGCCACCGCCACGCCCGGCGCCGCCGACAGCGACUCGGACGAAGACGACAGCGUGGAAAGCGACUCGGACGAGGACGGGGCGGGACCGAGCCCCACCGACACGCCGGUGGUCGUCACCGCCAAGUAAGGCGUCCAGGAAGCGGGGCGGACGGCGGCGUGAGAACAGACCUGCCCUCUCUCCUCUCCUGAGGCCACUAGAACUGCAGGGUCAAACAGGGAAACCACAGCUUCUUUACUAAUAGCUCUAAUAUUCCUCUGCGUUAUUUAUCUGGUUAUUCCUGAACGUCUGGAUGAAAACAAACGUUCCUGCUGUGGGUUUUAUUCAAACAAGGCGAUACCUCCUGCUUCCUGUGGCGUGUAGGUUAAUUGGUCCCAGAGGGGAGAACCAGAGGACGGUCACCAUGACGACCGCUACAGGAAGUCCUCUGCCCCCAUUCACCCUCCAACUGCAAGUCACAACUGCUCCAUUACGUCCUCUUGUCUCCUCCAACAAACAAAGGAAUCCACAUUUAAUAACUGCAAACUGAUUUCUGUGCUUUAGAAUUAGAGGAAAAGGAACAUUUUUAAAACAAUUACUUGGAAUAUUUUGAGUGUAAUUGGAAACUUGUAGCCAGUGUGGCUAAUGCUUCAUUGCUAACUGGUUCACAUGUUKUACACAAAAGGAUGCAGACGGAUGAAACUGCAUCGCAGUGYAGACUUCAGUCAGGAAUUAAAAAUAAACRCAGUCCUGUUGAUUUGCACAGAUCCCACCUGCUCCAUGUGUUUUCAGUGAUGUUUACUGUAAUGUAUCAUAUUGUACCAUUUCUAAAGUAAUAAUAAAGUUCUUUUUCAUAUAAAAACGA
Messenger RNA from Poecilia reticulata (guppy), 1926 nucleotides. RefSeq names its product secreted phosphoprotein 1 (gene spp1). Lineage: Eukaryota; Metazoa; Chordata; Actinopteri; Cyprinodontiformes; Poeciliidae. The record is from RefSeq and is a predicted model, not a curated record. Gene Ontology annotation, biological process: cell adhesion; ossification.